This is a messenger RNA of Poecile atricapillus (Black-capped chickadee), 6437 nucleotides long. RefSeq names its product ubiquitin specific peptidase 18 (gene USP18). Gene Ontology annotation, molecular function: cysteine-type deubiquitinase activity; cysteine-type endopeptidase activity. The record is from RefSeq and is a predicted model, not a curated record. Lineage: Eukaryota; Metazoa; Chordata; Aves; Passeriformes; Paridae. Gene Ontology annotation, cellular component: cytosol; nucleus. The transcript is spliced from 9 exons. The coding region runs from base 2492 to 3457 and encodes 321 amino acids. Gene Ontology annotation, biological process: protein deubiquitination.
CUUUAGCUGUUUUGGAUCGGCGUGUCAGGAGGGAAGGGGAUCAAGAGGGAAAUAAUAACGGGGAGCAGUUUGGUGGCUAAAUCUGAAGUCUUUCAGCCGCAUCCCAGAGAAUGUGGAGGUGAUGAGCUCUUAGGUGUUUUCUUCCCCUCAAGGGUGGGCAGCCACCCUGAAUCUCUGCUGGAGCCCGUCGAGGAGCACCUCAGGGGGCACCGUGGAAAAGUUUGGGUUGGAAGGGAGCUUGAAGAUCAUCUAGUUCCAAUCCCCGUGCUGAGGGCAGGGACCCCCGCUAGAACAGAUUGUUCAGAGCCCCAUCCAACGUGGUCCUGCACCCCGAGAUCCCCAUGAAGGAAAGAAGGAUCCGACAGGGAAGGGAUGAUAAAUGCCAGAGGUGGGAGCCCUCCUCGGGUACGGGUAGGGAAGGGACAAUUUGGGGUUUAUCAUGAGAAGCUGGAGUCUUGGGAGGGCAGGUGGAGGCUGGAGCAGGCUGGGGAGAAAGGUCCCUGUGCAGGGAAAAAGAGGCCAAGCACAAGUCUUAGGAGGGCUGUAUUUCUGAUAGCUGAAACCAGGCUGUUCCAAGGGUUGGCAAGUUCUGAUUGCGUCCCUGCUCCCACAACAGGAUUCCUGAUAGUGGUGACUGGGAGAAAAUUCCAUGGAACCAGAGACACAAAUCCCCCUGCACCUUCCUGCCCCAAGAUCUUUCUACCUUUUCCUCAAGUCACCCAAAGCCGUCCAGCACUGUUGCUUGCUCUUUAAUCCCACUCUUAGUCCUCCCUUUCCUGACAAAACCUGUGCCCUACAGGUUUGCUUUGUCCCCUCUAGCUGUUGUUUAGCUGCCCCUCUCCUUUCUGUCUCUUUUGACAUCCCCACUGCCUGUGAGCAUCCCUUCCCUUCUGUGAUUCUACACCAGCUAAACCCACCAGCCUGAGACGGGCUCCCACUCCAGCUCAGCUUCCAGAAACCUGAAUUCACCCUUAAAUCAUCCCCAGGAAAACAGGCAGUCUGUGUCCAGGCUCCCUUUUGGCAAAGGAGAAAUCAGAUUAAAUUUAUAUUUUCUUUUUCUAAUCACCAGGUUUGGGUAUUAAAAAAUAACGUUCUUGAAUACAUCUUUCAGAGUUAAUUUCUUUCCCCCCCCAAAAAAAAAACUUCUCAGCAAAUCAACAAUAUUUGGUGAAUCUUAGUGUGAGAUCUAAGUGACACUUAGAGAUCAAAAGUAAUCUUCAAAAGUAAGCAAUCAAAAGUACAGUUAGAAAUAAGUAUACCUUAGUUGAAAGGUAAUAAUCAGGAAAAAAAAUCUAUUUCUAGCUUCUCUGCAUGAAUCUUCACCAACUUUGAUAUUUGACACUAUUAGGCAUAGUUAACCCAAAAACAUGCUUUUAAAACAGAGAUUUUAUUUUCUCUAUAUGAAAGGCAGAACCAGGAUUUUGCUUAUUUCCCUUUCUUGGUAACUUUUCUUAAUUCUUUCAGUGCCUGGCCUUAGCUUGAUUUUACGUGUGGUUUAAUAUUUGUAGAAUAAUCAUUUCCAAGCAUUUUUUUUGGGUCUCCACAUCCCCCUUUUUCCAUGAAUAUUUGUUUUUUUCUGAUUCUGUCUCCAUGUUGGCGGUGGACUUUUAGAAAGUUUCGUUUUUGCCUAGUUGCAUUUGCACUUUUAUCAGAUUAUUUUGUUUGUGUACUUUUAUUUUGCUUUAGUAGCUGAGUCACAGGAGACCUCAGAGUAAUGGGCUGUUGAACACUCCUUUAAAAAUCAAGGCAUUAUAAUUGUUCUCUUGCAUUAACAGUUACUUUGCCUGUGAUCACUUGAAGGAACAGAAAAAGAAACUGAUAUGUUCGCACUUAAAUGUCUUUCAAAAUUACAGUCCAAAGUGCCUCAGUGGUGCUGUGACUCAGGAGCUUAAAACCAACGCAGGGAGCCCAGAACAGAAACCAAACUGGCUUAUCUGGUCAGAAGAGAAGGUGAAAAUUCACUUUUCAAUACUUAGGCUACUUUUUUUUUGACAGAAUAUUUUGCUAAAAAAAGGAUUUUUGCAGUGUCUGCUUUUGGGCAAUUUUAAUCAUCUUAUUUACCAAACCUUUCUGAACGGGGAUUUGUGGAGUUCCUUGGCUAGAUGGAGCUGUCUCUGUGGAACUGAAGGCUCAUUUAUUUAUUUAGCCACAAGAGGAAGACAGGAUGAGCAAUUGUCACCAAACUCUGUUUCUGUUCCCUUAGCAAUAGCCUGCACACCUCAACGCUCAUGUUAAUUCAAAUAUCCCACAUGCUGUUGCAGGAAUAUUUCUGAUUUUAUUGAUGUUCCAGGCUGGGCUGGAUGGGGCCCUGAGCAACCUGAUCUAGUGGGUGACAUCUCUGUCUGUGGCAGGGAGUUGAAAUUAGAUGACCUUUAAGGUUCCCUUCCAACCCAAACCAUUCAAUGAUUUUUUAUUUUAUUUUUUUUUUACUUCACCUUUUUCAUAAUGAAAAUGUCUCUGAAGUCCUUUUGUUCCUUGAUCAAUAUUGUUGAUGGGACAAAGAAGUGGACGUCAAGAAAGAAGCAGGAAACCAGAGGUGGCACUGAGCAAGACCAUGGAGGCAGAAAUUGAAAUACAAAACAAUAAAGAGGAAACCGAAGAGCUGAAGGCCAAAAACCAGAAGCUGACAUCAGUCUUUGGUGUGGCAGACUUAAAAAAUGAAGCUGUUGGACUGUACAACCUUGGGCAGAGCUGCUGUCUGAACUCUCUGCUCCAGGUGUUCCUCAUGAAUAUACGCUUCACAAGGAUACUCAGAAGGAUCACAGUGCCACCAUCUCCUGCGCAGAGGAGGAGCAAUGUCCCGUACCAGAUGCUCCUGCUGUUGGAGAAGAUGCAGUAUGGCAAGUGCAAAGCUGUUGGUCCCAGAGAGCUGGCUUGCUGCCUCUCAGAGCACAGAGUGAAAUUGUUUGUGCAGCAUGAUGCUGCUCAGCUCUUUCUGACUCUCUGGAACUUGUUAAAGAAGCAGAUGAAAAAGCCAGAGCUGGUAGAGGAGCUGAGUGAUUUGUACACCAUCUGCAUACAGGAGCAUCUGGCCUGUCAGAAAUGCUCUUUUGAAAUAAAGAGCAACAGCACCAUGUUAACCCUUCCACUCCCAGUGCUGGAUGCCAAUUCUCACAGGCUGAAGACUCUGGAGGAUUGUCUGCAAUACUUCUUCCAUCCAGAGGAGCUGACUGGGCUAAACAUGUGUUUCUGUCAAGAGUGUGGGAGGAAAACAACUUUUCUGCAGGCUACCUGGAAGUAUGAGCUUUUUGCUGUGGUUGCUCAUUCAGGAUCAACCAGCUGUGGCCAUUACUGUGCCUACAUUCGGAGCCUCACCGAGGGUAAAUGGUACUGCUUCAACGAUUCUGAGGUUUGCCAGGUAUCGUGGGAUGAUGUUAAAUGCACCUAUGGACAUUCCAACCUCCACUGGAGAGAAACAGCCUAUCUCCUGUUUUAUAUGAAAAAGCACCCUUGGUAGGCCUGUCCUGGAGUAUCAGAAUGUCUCUGAAAGAUGUGCACUGUCCAUGGAGCUCAGCACUUCUAUGCCAGUGCAGACAUGCACAAAUGUUUUACAAGAAAGACAUUCUGCACUCAGCAACCUCGGUCUUCACAUUUAUUUAUGAAAAAAGUGCAGCAGACACUCAGCUAGGGAAUGGAUCCAGGAAGAGUUGCAACUACAGACCUUUUCCUUUGUGUGUUUUAUGUGUUUAUGUGGCUCUACAUGCUCAUUUCCUCUGUAAAAGAUGGUGAAGUUGGUCCUUGUCUCUGCUGCUUUGCUGUUUUCCUUGAUGCUGACCCCUGGAUUCCAGCCCAGGGGAAGUGUUUGGUCUCAAAGCCUUGUGAUGUGUGUGGUAAAACUGGAGAGCUGUGGGAGCCAGACAGAGCCAGUAAGAGUUUGAGAUUUACUUUGUCCUUUUAGCACCACGUUAAAUGCUGGCAAGCUGGGCAGGAGACCCCAAAAAUCACCCCAGAAACAGCUGGGGGAAGGCUCAGAACCCUUAUGACACACAUCAGUGGCACACACUCCUUAAAACCUGCCUGAAGAUGAAUCACUGCAGGGCCUGAGAUGUGUCAAGAGGUGUUUUAAAUCACCUAAUCACCCGUGUUUUAAUCACAAUAAGAUGGAUUUAUUGGAGCAGUUCUGAUUUACAAGAUGAGUUUGUGUAAAUUUGUGCAGGUGAUUAUUAUUUCAUCAGGCUUUUAGAUGCAUUUCCUUUCCUGUAGAGGAAAAUAUUCAGAGCAGCAGAGAUUCUGAGGCUGGUUAGUGAUUUUGCACUACACAGGCCAUACACAGUGAUAAGGAAAGUGGGGUGCCUUGAUGUGCUGGAACUUUUGGGAUUUUUGGUUUUGUGUGGCUUUUAAAGCACUCUUGACAUUAACUCUUGCUGAUCCUCUUGGAUUGAGGAUCCCAGCAGUCUGAGAUCUGGAAGAACCUUCAACCUAAUGCACUCUGUGACUGUAUCUUUACAAAGGUGCUGGUUUUGUGGGACUGAGCAAUUAUGAAAAUUAUAUUAAAAUUAUAGAAAUUAUACAAGACUAUAAAACUAAUGAAGAUAUGCUACCAUCUAUGUAUAAACUAAUUUAAUUUUGGUAAUGAUGAUGACUCAUGUCCAUUUCCUGAAUGUAAACUGAGAAAUCUUAAGAGCAUAGCUGUGAAAUUACUCUUCCAUGGUGUAGCAGGCUUUUAUUUCACUGUGUUAGCAAUUAUUCUGUUCAGCUCUGUGUUUGUAUUAUUUAUUCUGUGGUUAAAAAAAAAAAUCCCAGUGUAUUAUUUGCCAUCAGGAUGAGGAAUUUUCAGCCUGUUCACCUUCAGGAAUGCAUUGCACUCUUUUUUAAAGCAUCUUGCAACAGGUGAGUAAGAAAAACGAGUUUCUGUUUGUUUUUCCAACACUUUGCCUCUGUGAAGGAGCUGAAAAAAGCUGCAUGCCCAGGAACUGAGAAUUUAAUGGAGCAAGAGACUGACCUUUCUAAUUAGCUGUAACUUGAAAUUUAAAAACUUAGGCUUAUGAAAAAUGUCUUAAAUGUGUCAUAACCUGUCACCCAUCAAGGAAACAAUUGCAGAGAUAUAUUUAAGAAUGUGGAAAAAAAUCCAUUUAAUUUCAAUGAAAAGUAAUCAGUGUUUUUUUGAAUAAAAUAGUAUGGGAUAAAUUCCUUAGAAAAUCAGUCUUGUGGUUUAUUCUUGAUCUGUUCCUCCUAAACACUGUGAAUGCAGGUCAGGUAUUCAGGGUAGAGCUGCUGCUAAUGUUUAGCUCCCAGAGCCACGGAAAAACAGCUGAACGUGGACACUUCACCCUUGUGCUGGAGGCACAGUGAGUUUAUUUUGGGGUUUGCUGUCCUGUGAAAGCCUAAAUUGCUCCCACAUGCAGAUGGGCCACAGGAGAGCAGGAGGGUGAACAGUGCAAAAACUCAGAUUUAACAACUGCCUGAGCUGAGCUGCUUUUGCAAAAAGUCACCUUGGCUGCCCCUGUGUCCCCCCAGAAUUUCUGCCAGAAACACUUUUCCACCAAAAACUGCUACAAAGGAGCUGGGAUUAUUUGUCCUGUGUUUGAGUCACUGUGCAAAUAAACUCAGCAUCAACAGCAAGGGUUUUGAAAAGCCAGAUAAAACCAAGAGGAUGUGUGUGGAGAGAUUAUUGUAGGUCCUGGUAACUCCUUGUUUCUGUUUUUUGUUUGGUUUAGGAUUACCAUGUGGUAGCAGAUUACACAAUCUCUGCUUCAUCUCUGCCAGAAUCCUCCUCAAAUUCAGAUAUUCCUUACCUUCAAUAAGCACACAGAAAAAAGCAGGGGGGAAAAAGUAAAUACAUCUAACAAAUGUCUCACAAAGGUAUAAUUUCUAGAAUGUCAAUAUGUAAUUUACAAAAUCACUGAAGAACAGGGAAACAAUGAUUCAGACAUGGUCAUCACAGAUAUCUCACCUGCAUUAUUCCUUUUUCUCACCAAUAAGGAGAAAAACCAUGUAGGGGACUGAAAUCUCAACACAGCAGCCCUGGGCACUAGAAGUGCUGGUUAAACCCUGAUCUCCUGGCAGCAUUCAGGCCUGACCUUUUUGAGCAGAGAAAAUAAAAUUAAAAGGGUUCUUCUGAGUCGAGUGACCACUCAUCAUUACAGCAGCUGAGAGCAAAAGCUAUGGGGAGCCUUGAGAUCAAAUAUAUGUAUUUUAAAGUAACAAUAAAAAAUAUAAAACCAUGGAUGCACAGUGCCAUGGGGAUGAAGCCAUAUUGGGAAUUUUUAAAAAAAUUAUUCCUCCUGUGGACAGUUUAAUGCUUCCUCCUGAGACAAGCAGCAAUCUGGUAUCUUCUGGUGAUGUGAGAUGAGAAAUGGUUUUGGGGCAUGUGCCAACUCCCCAAAGAUCACUUUCCUUGCAGGAAAGCAGAGACCAUGAGGUAUACAAAACCCUGCAACCUCAGCCAAUGCAAAACUGCCAUGAUGAGCUCACUCAAUAAAUUCACGAGGAGCCUG